Molecule: messenger RNA, 4521 nt
Organism: Bursaphelenchus xylophilus (pine wood nematode)
Lineage: Eukaryota; Metazoa; Nematoda; Chromadorea; Rhabditida; Aphelenchoididae
Source: the annotation of a GenBank genome assembly
AUGCGUUCAACCCCAUUAUUAGUGCAGUUUGCCCUUUGCAACAUUGAUAAAACCACGUCGGCGGAGACUUUUGACCUUUCCAAACAGAGCGUCAGCGUCUUCCCGGAUCGCUUGAGACUACAAGCCUGUGACGACGACUUCAAACAAAUGGCGAACCUGUUUUGUGCAGCGCCUGGCAAGAAGACGCCCUGCUACAAAUUCUACUUCGAUCAGCCGGAAUGGAAAGGUAAGAACAGCUGGGAUUUAUUAAUUAUGGGGCUAGUAGAAGGCCAAAAAAAGAGAAUUUUAUCCAUAAUUAAUCAAUAGAAAUUCUAGAAUCAGUCCGUCGGCAAAAUAAUGAACACUCUGGCAAAACGAAAAUCGCAUUGCUGCCGAGAAAAUGACAUAUGUCGCGGGGAAAGCAAAUUGCUUUUCACUUCAGAUUGGCGACACGAUUGCCCCGACGAAAUUGUGCUCAUUAUUUUCCCGACAGACCAACGCAUGUUAUCGCACCGUGCGCCCAAACAUCAUAAGGCAAAAUGCACCGUGCAAGCUCCAAUUUGCACCGUGCACUUUUCGUUUUUGCACGGUGCAUCCAAAAUAUCGCCGCGACGUAAGCGUUUUUCUGACUACGUCGCUGCGAUUUUUGUCGAAUAAUUCGCACAGUGCGAACCGCUUUUUCAAGUUUGCACCGUGCGAAAAGAGAAAAAUGCACUGUGCGAACGCACUUUUAGGCCGGAUGCACGGUGCGCAAUGGCAAAAAUUCACGGCGACAAAAAUUCAAGAUGCACGGUCCGAAAACGAAAAAAUGUCCAGGCACUUUGUGAAAAUGCAAAAAUUUUCGUUUUUGCAUCGCGCAUUUAAAAAUUCCGCUCAAUUUUUUAUAUUUUUAAUCUCUCAUACUACACAAGUUGUCGUGUCGUAGGGAUGUCGAAUUGGGUUGAAAUUUGGGAUUUCGGGAAUUCGGCGAUAUCGGACCUUGCGCGAAAACAAAAUGCGAGAUCGUUUUAGGAUUACAGGUCUUGGCGCGUGUUGAAAUUUAAGCCUACCUAACAAGAUGUUAUCGCCUUUUUUAAACAAGGCUUUGGGGGUAUUUCAAUUUCUCUUUUUUUAUAAAUUAUUUUUUAAAUAUAUAUGUUAUGACAUGUAAAACAUGGAAGUGUUCAAAGUGCGACGCUCAAAUUUCUUUUCAUUUUGCGCACACACCUUGCAUAGUCCACAUAUCAUCUCCUGAAAAUGUUAGCACGCGCUUUGUAGUGACAGCCGAGAUACCAACGAUCUUUUCGGCCGAGAGAGGACGCAAUAAAAGUUCACUUUGCACCGUGCAAUUUUUUGCUUUUUUCACCGUGCAAUCGACUUUUUUGGGGUUUUUUCGCUUGCACCUGGACUUUUUUUCGCACAGUGCAAAAACUAAAAAUCAUUUUUUAUGUAUAUCAGUAUGUCGGGAAAAUAAUGAGCACAAUUUCGCCACCCCAAUCGCGUCGCUGAAGUGAAAAGCAACUUGACUUUGCCGCGACACAAUUCAUCUUCUCGGCGGCGAUGAGAUUUUCGAUGCGACAAAAUGCAUUUCCCGACAAAUUUCACAGAAUAUAUAGGCCAUUACACAACAUAUACGUGUAAUAAGAAACAAGUCACGGGAUUCGGCAAACAAAGAGCUCAUAAAACCCGUGUGCAAUUUGCAACCCUACGCCCGGUGACAACAAAAAUUUGGCCCUUCAAGCGGUCACAAGAUGUGGUAUAACGCAAGUUGCUGAUGCCAACAUUCUAAUCUUACUUCGCCAAGGCCUAAACUAGUUUUUUAAUGUAAUCAUUACCAUAUAUUAUACUACAAACUGGAGGAUUUUGGAAUAAUAGAGGGAUGUUUCACGUACAAAAAGGGCACUAACUCGAGUUAGCGGCAUCACGCAAAAAGCGGAGAGAGCAGAGAAAAAGAGGAGUGGUAACUCGAGUGACCUGACUUUUUAUCGACUUUGGCCGCACAUUUUGGGCCAUUUGCGUAGUUUCAAAGGAAAAUUUACAAAUUUAUAUGUGUAUAUUCUGUGUACCGCCAGCAUUAAUAUUUUUUUUGGAAGGGCUUAAAUUGGUCCACUGUAUCAAAAGUUAUGGCCUAAAAUGUCCGGCCAAGUCCAUAAAAAGUCGCCCGAUUCGCCAAUCAAAAAGAAGAGGGAUCACUCAAGUUACCUUUCCUCUUUUUCUCUGCUCUCUCCUCUUUUUGUGUGAUGCCGCUAACUUAAGUUAGUGCCCUUUUGUACGUGAAACAUCCCCUAGGUCUCAAACUAUAUACCAUUGGAUAAAGUUAGGAGCAGUCCGGGUUUCCUUUGCGAAUUCAGAUGGAGGUUUCUAUAAUAAUUGUAAUAAAUUAUAACCGCUAGUACCGGGUACCAGAGAAGCUUGGUACCUGGUGACAAAGAGUCCUAUAAAUUUUGACACACUGUCGAUUUAGAUGACAAAUUGUACUAUGCGGAAAACACUUCGAAGCCACCCAAACCGUGACUACAUUCCACAACCACCACCGCUUUUCUAGAAUGCUUCAUCAUGCAGAGCACGUACUACAAAAUAUACUUUCCUUUCUGCUUUCAAGCUUUAGUUCGCACUUGUUACAUCAAAACGCUGUAAAACGUGCUUUAAAAAAGUACAAAACUUGUAAGAGAUGAAGAAAUACGAAAAAGGAUGACAAUUUUCGUAUGCUUCAAACGCAAAGACUUUUGGUUCCUUUGGACGAUUUUUGGACGAUUCUUUUGUAAAUUUUUUUGGUCCCACAUUUUGCCUACUCUUUGCUUGCCUUUUGCAGAGAAGCCCGGGAUUUUUCGGUUGAAAGUUGGGCAGAACAUAACAAUUUUUGGUGAAUUUGACCAUGAAAAGUUUCAUGCCUAUUUCUACCGUAAUGGGUAACGUUUCCACGAAAACACGGAUAUGGGUGAGUACCAGAGAUUGCCACGGCUCCGGAGCCGGAAAUUUUGGGUGCGCCUCCGGCUCCUGAGCCCAAAGUCGGAGCCAGGCUUCUCAGCGUUCAGAAAAGUAAAAAUUUCGUGAUCCUGUUAAACCAAUUUGCUUCAAAAAUACUGGGAAGGAUGUGUUGCGUACGACUUGGCUGCAAAAACGUUGGCUAUUUGACCACAGGGCACUAAUAACUUUUAUUUUCGAAAAAAUAUUUUUAAAAAAAUUUUGCACGGAGCCGGGAGCCGGAGCCGGAGCUGCAAGUUUGGCCUUGGCUCCGGCUCUGGGAGCUAAGAGCCGGAGCCGGAGCCAAAAUUUUGACCGUGGCAAUCUCUGGUGAGUACUACUAGUUGUUCCUUCAAGAUGCACUGUGCGAAAGCGAAAAAAUGCCCAUGCAUUUUAUGAAAAUGAUAAAAUUUGUUUUUUCUUUCGCACAGUGCAUUUUAAUUUUUUUUAACGCUUGUCGCCAACGCACAGUGCAUUUUUUUCUCUUCGCACCGUGCAAACCACAAAAAGCCAAGUUUCAUCAAACAGCAAUGUCUGCACAGUGCGCCGUUGUGCCAGAAGUUUGUCGCGCCGCGCCAUGCAAAAUUCACGGUGCGCUGCGACCCCGCACGGUGCAAAAAGAUCGUUUUCAAAAGGGCAAACAAUGCACAGUGCGUUCUUCUCGCGCACUCCGCCAAAUUUUUAUCGUGCGACAUCUCGUCGCAACUCCGAAUUCAUGCGCGCGCACGGUACGAAAACAUGUCAAGGCUAUUUGGCUCGAAUAGUAAGAGUAUUUCAAAGUAUAGAAAAUCAGUUAUUCCCACCCAAAACCGGCGAUAAAAUGAAAUGUAGAGGAAUAAUCUACGGUUCGUAUUCCCUCCGUUACCAUUCACAGUAGACUAGACUUUAACGCCCCCAAUGAACUUUUCCCGGAGCCCGCGUUCCGAACGUAUAAUCUCAUCCGAAAGGUGGGCUCGUCGACAUUUUGUACUCCGAUCCGAGUGAACAGAGAGCAGAGACCAUCGGGAAAUUGGAUAAUAAAAAACAACGAGCUAAUCGACCGUGCCUUUUCCGAAUACCGUAGCCGCGGCGCGUGGAUAGACGAAUGACAUUCCGAAAAUUUCGAACCGCACGUCGGCGAUGCUCCCUUCAGAGGAGUGCGAAAUAUCAAAACGUGCAGAAAUUUAGACGCCCAGACAUACCGGCUACAAUUCGACAAACUCGAAAGAUUUGACAAGCAAAGUGCACGUGGCGUCGCGGCCCUUGUGGCCAACCAUUUAUAGCUGAUAUUUAGGGAUUAGAAGUUACGAUUUUUUUUACCGUAAUCUGCGUAGUGUGAUAGAAAUUUUGGCAACAACCUGGUACAGAUAAGUACAGGAAUCUGUUGAACUCAUCUACCGCUUUGAAAGCUAUAAGAAUUUGUGUUUACAAGCUAAGUACUUCUAUGGACGAUUUUAGGAAAAAUCAUCCACGGAAAAGGAACGCAGCGGCUUGGGUGGGCGAAAAUUCGACGAACCAUUGGGCCCGGAGAAAAUUGUAACCGUCGCCGGAUGUCUGAGGUACAUUUUCGAUACGCUGGAAGAGAUUUAUGUCAAUGGGACCACCGAAGUUAAAGGGUGA